AUGUUGCCGGGCUUUCUCAUUAUUGGUUUAUUCACAUGGCUUCUUAUUCCGGAUUUCAGCUACUCCGAAAGCUUACUUAUUGCAGCCUGUGUUACCGCUACUGAUCCCGUUUUGGCACAAGCUGUUGUUGGUAAGGGUAAGUUUGCUCAACGUGUUCCCGCACAUUUGAGAAAUCUAUUGAACGCUGAGUCUGCCUGCAAUGACGGUAUCUCGGUUCCAUUCACUUAUCUUGCGCUUAAUCUUAUUGUUCAUGCUGGUCAACCGGGAAGAAUCGCCAAAGAUUUCCUUGUGAAUACUGUGCUUUACGAGUGUGUCUUUGGCUCCCUAUUAGGUGUUAUAAUUGGCUAUGUUGGUCGUAAGCUUCUAAGGUUUGCUGAAAGAAGGCAUCUCAUCGAUGCAGAGUCUUUCCUUGCCUUCUAUAUUUUGUUGGCAGUUCUAUGUGCCGGCUUCGGCUCUAUUUUGGGAUGUGACGACUUGUUAGCUUCUUUUUGUGCAGGUACAGCAUUUGCUUGGGAUUCUUGGUUUACCAAGAAAACAAUGGAGUCACAUGUCUCUACCGUCAUUGAUUUGUUGUUGAACUUGUCGUACUUUGUUUAUCUUGGAUCAAUCAUUCCUUGGCAAGAGUUCAAUGACCAUAAGUUAGGUCUAGAUUGCUGGCGUCUUAUUUGUUUGGCACUAUGUGUGAUAGCGUUCCGUCGUAUUCCUGCUAUAUUUGCUAUCAAACGAAUAUGUCCAGAUAUUAAUAACUGGAAAGAAGCACUUUUUGUUGGUCACUUCGGUCCGAUCGGUGUUGGUGCUGUUUAUACAUCUAUUAUUGCCAUCGGUGAUUUGGAAGCUGAAGUCUUACAUUUGGAUGAUGGUCCAACCUCCAAUUAUCCAACUUCCUUAACUUAUUAUACGCUUAUUCGUGUUAUUUGGCCGUGCGUCACCUUUUUAAUUGUGACCAGUAUUGUUGUUCAUGGCUCGUCGGUCGCUGUGAUGGCUCUUGGAAGACACCUUCAAAGCAUGUCAUUCACCCUUACCUUUACCAGAACUGAAACUAUGGGUGGUGGAUGGACAACACGUUUACCAAAAAGAGAUAAAAAUGGUAAUUACUUUGUUAGACAUACUGACAGGGAUUCUGCUGACGCGGCCCAAGAUGAGCCUGCUGAGCUUACGGACUCGUCUGCAGAGGAUGUGGUUGCCAUUCCUGCAGGUUUGCAUCCAAGAAAGAAAAGAAGAAGAAGAAAGAAAAGAAAGGGGCUUGCAAGAUUUACGAGGGCUAGAGGUGAAUUUAUCGAGGAGGAGAAUCCUAAACCUGUUGAAUUGGACUUGCGAAAGGGACGUCAUAAUUCUAAUGAUGAGAGUGUUUCAUCAUAUAGCAGAUCAACCUCCAGUACUGGUUCCCUAAGUUCUCUGUCCGUAAUUGGUUCUGUUGCUGGUUCCCUUUUAUUAAACUCCCCUACUCAGAGUGAAAAGCAGGCAUUUGAGGAUGAAUUUACUAAUCCUAUUUCUUCCUCUGGAGAGCCCAGUCCUGAGAACUCUCGCGAAACUGGUAAUGGUACCAGUAUUGGUACCAAAGGUGCUGCCAAUGAUGGUGGCGGGGGUAAUAUCAAUCAUGUUCCAACUACUUCAACUGCUUCUGGCUCAAAUGAUGUUGCGGUUGCGGUUGCUGUACCCUCUGUUCACAUCUCUGAUACAAGUUCAGAGUCGUUUUCAAAUUCAAAUUCGGCAUCUGAAAGUGGUCCAGAGCUUAAUAAAGAAGAGAGUAAAGAACAAGCUCUCACAAGAAUGGUUACGUAUAUUCGCGGAAAUCCAGAGCUUCUUGAAAAGUUACAAAGAGAAUAUCAGCUUACCGAGGCAGACUUGGAGCCUGUUUACCGAGAUGGCGAAUUCCGUGUGCCAACACGUGGAUACAAGGAUGGAGGAACUUUGGUAAUUGAAGAUCAACAUGGGGAAGUUUUGCGCUCACUUAAAUCUGUUAAUCCUGACUCGGAUCAGGAGUCUGUGAGAAGUCUACGUAGUAUUUCUUCUCUGCACUCGCUCAAAAGAACUCUAUCAAAAUUGGCAAGCAAAGUGGGUGUACCAAUGCCCAAGGAGGAUUCUCAGAAGAACGAUAAAACUAUUCAUGAGAUCCUCAGUGAAGCUCCAACCAAGGGUGGUGCAUCAGAUCAGAAUAAUAAAUUUGAGAAUGCCUUGUCUCCUGGUACUCCUAGCACGAUGCACAGGAUAAACAGUACGCAUUCUAUCCGAUAUGUUUCAAAUGAUGACCAUGAUUUGCAGGGAGGUCCAUCUUAUCGUAAGACUACUGAAGAAUCCUCUUUAUCGCCGCCUUCGAAUAGAGUUGUCAAGACUGUCACUCCAGGCACUUCGGCAAAGUCUGAUGUGGCACUAGGACCCAAAGAGAGAUUACGCAAAAAAAUCAAGUACUUGGGGUACAAUAAACCGCGACGGCUGCAUAUUUCAGAAAAAUUGCAUGGCUUCCGUGUAGGAGACACAAUUAUUAUUGAAGAUAGAGAAGGUAAUGUCGUUGGCACAUACAAGAUCAAUCCAGAAAGAGAAGAAAUAUACAAUACCAAACCGGAUGAUUUAGUAUCCAAGGCGUUACAAGCUGUGGGCUUGGCAAGGCAAUCUGAACCGAAUGUUAAUGAUAGGGAGAAGAAUCUGGAGGGAAGCUCCACUUUGUAUCCUGCGGAGGAUACGAUCGACGAUAAGAGGAUUGAGAGUAAAUUGAGAGCGUUCAUCAAGAAUCCUGGAAAAUUCCGCAUGGACAAAAAGGAUGCCCGUAGGGCUGCACGCAACUACAAAAAAGAGCAUCGCGAAGAUGAGGACAGUGAGGAAGAUGAUGAAAGUCACUCGAGCGAUUCUGACAGCUCCGGUGAUCAGAGCUACAGUAGCGGCCAAAGUGAGAGUAGUAGUGAGAGCGGCCGAAGCAUGAAGCAUGAUGUUUUAAGGGAUUCCGGAUCCGAAUCAGAGGAUAAAAUAAUUGAAGGAAAGGGAAGUUCUGGGAUUGAAAAGGAUUUGAAUCAAGGGAAUCAAGAAAGUGAAGACAGUCAGGAAGAUCAAGAUGAGAUAGAGGAAAAAUUGGCUCAGGAAGUCAUAGACAAACAGAAGGUUGAGGAUAAGAAAAGAAGAAGAGAGGGAUCAUCGGCACGGAGAUUGAAGCGUGGAAUACGGCAUCGUCAUUCGACAUUGUCUAAGCCUAACUAG
This is a messenger RNA of Brettanomyces nanus, 3189 nucleotides long. RefSeq lists its product as uncharacterized. Lineage: Eukaryota; Fungi; Ascomycota; Pichiomycetes; Pichiales; Pichiaceae. The coding region runs from base 1 to 3189 and encodes 1062 amino acids. Gene Ontology annotation, molecular function: sodium:proton antiporter activity. Gene Ontology annotation, cellular component: plasma membrane. The record is from RefSeq and is a predicted model, not a curated record. Gene Ontology annotation, biological process: proton export across plasma membrane; sodium ion export across plasma membrane; regulation of membrane potential. The transcript has 2 exons.